Nothoprocta perdicaria is the source of this 2577-nucleotide messenger RNA. It is a transcript of the gene LBH, whose product is annotated as limb bud and heart development. Gene Ontology annotation, biological process: positive regulation of DNA-templated transcription. The transcript has 3 exons. NCBI's taxonomy places the organism in Eukaryota, Metazoa, Chordata, Aves, Tinamiformes, Tinamidae. Gene Ontology annotation, cellular component: nucleus. The record is from RefSeq and is a predicted model, not a curated record. The coding region runs from base 93 to 419 and encodes 108 amino acids.
GGCGGGAGCGGCGGCUGCAGCGCGCUCGUGUCCGCGGCGCUUUCCGUGGGUGCCGCUGUGGGUCGGUGCCUGCCCCGUUCUGCCGCGACUUCAUGUCUGUGCUCUGCCCCCUGCCCUGCUCUGAUUAUCUGAGAUCAGCUGAGAUGACUGAAGUGAUGAUGAACACCCCGGCUAUGGAUGAGAUYGGGCUAAGCCCCCGCAAGGACGGCCUCUCAUACCAGAUUUUCCCUGAUCCCUCGGACUUUGACUGUUACUGUAAGCUGAAGGACCGUCUGCCCUCAAUCGUGGUGGAGCCAACAGAGGGUGACGUGGAGAGCGGGGAGCUGAGAUGGCCACCUGAGGAGUUCCUCGUGCAGGAGGAGGAAGAGGAGGAGGAAGAAAGCUGUGACGAUGCAAAGAAGGACAACAAGGAGCAAUAGAUGUCAUCCAAGGAAAGGCAAGGGACUGCACCCUUCUGAAGGAAGAGCCACACUUCUUUUGAAAGUCUUUUUUUAAACAAAAAAAGACAAGUUCAAUUUUGCACCUGCAAGAUCUUAGUUUUUUUUGUAUUCUCUGUAUCGAGAACUGAAGCCCUCGAUGUGACAGAAUCACCAGACCUUCUGAGGAAGGAAGUAACGCAGAGAAAUGUUUGCUGUUCUCGAGAUCACUAUCUGAAUUUUUCUGAGGCUGAGGCAGCAGAGAUUCCAAGUGCAUGGUGGAAGGCGAACACAUGAGGAACGCUUUGCGGGGAGCUUGGGGRGGGGAAUAAAGAAGUAAAAUGCAGCAGUGUUCAGCCAAUAACUGCCUCUGGCUAAAAGCAUGAGAAUAGAGUCGUCAUCUCUCAGAUAUGCCUUUCUUAAAGCUUCCAUUUUGUGUGUUUGGGGGUAGAAGGGUGUCUGCAGUGAAGUAUCACUAAAUACUCUACUGACGAGGGGCCUGUAGAUUUUUUCCCCAGUCCAGCACCUCCUAGAGUAACAUGAGCAUAUGUAGGAGUAGGGUUUCUUGCUCUUGCUGUUGAGCCUGUUCCAGCCACUUGCCCAAAGCUGUUUUUUUCCCCCCUUCUCUUUGCCUUUAGACUCUUCAGUGCUGAACGGCUGUUUUUGCAGGAUAAUGUUAGGCUGCUGCUCGUCAUCUGUGCUGCAAGGCCCUAGUUUAUCUUGCAGGUGGUUAGCAUGAGGUAAUGGGAAUCUAAUGUGGAGACUUCUGUCUGCAGCAUGAGCUAGCCUAGAUUUAAACACCUUGGGUUUUUCUCUCCUGUUUGCUGAGGCUGCUGUGAUAAGUCUCAUCUUGCUCCAGUGCCCAAAGCCAAUUGUGUCUGGAGAGUGGGCUUCCACCUGCCUCCUGUGAUGUCUUUGAGGCUCUGUGGUUUCAUGUGUCAAACUUGCUGCUCACCAGGCUUGUAAAGGUUGGGAAUCUUCAGCUUUGUGAGCCUUCAAGGCCUCCUUAAAGCCAUGGUGAUGCAGGACAGGCCAGACCGCUCCCCUGUGYGAGUGGGGAUGUGCUGCCAAACCUGAGUGGGAAGGUAGACCAAGGGAGCUCUAGCAAAGAUCUUCAGUGGGAGGUCGGGUGUUGCAGGAGAGGUCUGCUCUGAACAUGUGGUGUGGASUGUCCUAGGCAGGAAACGCUUCUGGCCUGUAACAACAGGGAGACWUGCAUGGGUGUUUAAUGAAGUGCAGACAGGUUUGUGAAGUCCGUGGUUAUCCUUUUCAGCAUAUCCUGUUCCAAGGAGGAAUAGUCCCUGUUUGGGAAGGAGGGAGCUGUGUUGCAGGACAGGCUAAUGCUCUAUGUUUCUGGAGAGUGAUUGUCUUGCAGCUUCAGGGACCAGCUUGGGAGCCAGUGGGUCUUGGAACAGGAUGAGAAUAGUUACCACYUAAACCAAAUCUGGGGGCACAGAAGAGAAAGAAAUGUCAAGGCCUUAACCAAACUUUCAUAAUAAUCCCGAUGCCACCCCCCUUUGCUUAUAACUGGUUCCAUUUUUAAAAUCUAUUUGACAUGUGUGUGUGUGUUUGUAUUUUUAAUACCUCAUAAGUAGUUAAACGCUGGUGGGGGUUGAGAAUUGCUUUUAACAUUGGCAGGAUCGUUUUAGUCUUGUCUUGCUUGUGUAUAAACAUAAUGGCAAUAACUUAUCAGCUCUGCAUAACUGUUUCAGGCAGAUGAGAUAGGAGACUAGUUAGCACAAAGCAGGAAAAGUUGUGUCAUGACACUGCAGCUGGUCUCCUCCUAUUCUGGCAACCCAGAACCAGUUACAUGUGCUCCCUGCCAGCCUUGGGGCAUGGUUUGUCCCCGAAUGGUCCUGAUGUAGUGAUACCAUUUUCUCUGAACAGUGGAUUCAGCUGUUGUAUCUGUAACACUUGUUCUAGUCUUGCUGUCUUACUGGAAUGAGCUUGUACACCUGCAUACCAGCCAGUYGUCUUAUUUUUAAGUGUUACUCUCUAUUGGUCUCCAGUCUGUACCACCAAGUUCAAAGCUGUAUAUCAAAGAUACUACCAUGUGGGCAGCAAUGAAAUGGCAAUCCUUGGACUUCAGAGCUGCUGUCUGCCCUAAAGAUUUGCAUCUUUCUGUCUGCAUCCUUUUUUUUGGAAGUAUUGUGUAUAUUUC